Molecule: messenger RNA, 1865 nt
Organism: Cucurbitaria berberidis CBS 394.84
Lineage: Eukaryota; Fungi; Ascomycota; Dothideomycetes; Pleosporales; Cucurbitariaceae
Product: sphingolipid delta4-desaturase
Exons: 2
Coding region: 207-1385 (392 amino acids)
Biological process (GO): ceramide biosynthetic process
Cellular component (GO): membrane
Molecular function (GO): sphingolipid delta-4 desaturase activity
Source: RefSeq, a predicted model, not a curated record
GAUUGAACAGGGGAUCAAUAUCUGCUGGUUCCUGGGCUAGUCAAAGACGCGCAUGUGGCGAGGAAGAUCAGCCAACCGUGGGGCGACGUCGGUCCACAUUUCUUCUCUCAGGGUCAAAGCUGCCAACAACUCCAAUCGCCCCUCGCCCACAACCUUGGACCUGUUCACUCAAUUGUCUCUCCCUCAAUUGCUUUACCACGGCCAGUAUGCGGUCGUCAGUCUCUACCGCCACGGUGCCAGCGCCGAAGCCCACUGGCAGAGGUUUCACAGUCAAGGCGGAGAAGCAGCCACAGCAAGGGAAAGUCGACCAAGAGCAUGUACCUGGCCAUGACGACUUCUUCUGGACCUACACCGAAGAGCCGCACAAGACGCGGCGAAUGGCCAUCAUCAAGGCCCACCCAGAGGUAACCAAGCUCUGCGGCCCUGAGCCCCUCACCAAAUACGUCGUCGCACUCGUCGUGUCUAUCCAAGUCCUCUGCGCAUAUCUCCUCCGCAACACGUCCAUGCUCUCAUGGCCCUUCUUCCUCACAGCCUACGUCGUCGGCGCUACAGCGAACCAGAACCUGUUCCUCGCCAUCCACGAGAUCUCGCACAACCUCGCCUUCAGGAACCCGCUUGCCAACCGCAUCUUCGCGGUAUUCGCCAAUCUACCCAUUGGCAUACCCUACAGUGCCUCCUUCAGGCCCUACCAUCUCACACACCACAAAUCCCUCGGCGUCAAUGGCCUUGACACGGAUCUGCCCACCGCUUUCGAAGCCGUGUUCCUCGACUCGGUUGCUGGCAAGGCCUUUUUCGCCACCUUCCAGAUCCUCUUCUACGCCCUGCGCCCCAUGUUCGUCUACAAUCUGCCCAUGACCCAGAUUCACCUCUUCAACGUCGCCGUGCAGCUCGCUUUCGACUAUGCCCUCGUACACUUUGCAGGAGGAAGGGCUCUAGGUUACUUAAUUAUGAGCAGUUUUCUUGCCGGAUCCCUGCACCCCUGCGCAGGCCACUUCAUCGCCGAGCACUACGUCUUCGAGAAGCCAAACAAGGACACUACCAGCCCCGCGAACAAGAUUCCCCUACCCGAGACAUACUCAUACUACGGGCCUCUCAACUUCUUCACAUACAACGUUGGCUUGCACAAUGAGCACCAUGACUUCCCUGCCGUUCCCUGGACCCGCCUACCCAAGCUGAAUCAGAUCGCCCACGAGUUCUAUGACGACCUGCCCCGACAUGAGAGCUGGAUAUAUGUCAUUUGGCAGUUUAUCUGGGACAAGGAUAUCAGUCUGUGGUGCAGAAUCAAACGGGAGGAGGGAGGAAGAAAAGUUGGUGCCGGGAGUGGAUGGAAUGAGGAAGAUUUGGGCUCAAAUGAGAAAAAUGGCCCAAUCCCUGGUGUUCGAUGAAAAUGCUUGAUUUGGUCUAUUGCAUAUUUGGCGUUUUGAGCGGCAUUGUUUAUACAUAGAACAAGAAUUCAGAAGCUUCUUUCGCUGCUUUUUGAACAGAUCUACUUCCUCCGUGUUACCAACGUGUGAUUGGAGGAGUCAUUGCAUCAUCCUAAGCGUACCCUAACUUACUGCCAAGUUUCAUUAGAGUCAAAAACUUGGGGUAUACAUCAGCUACUGGUGGGUGACUUCGUCGAUGUUGCUGGAAGAUGUAAUCCCGGCGCUGGGUUCGAGGCGUCAAAGUCUGAUGCGGCAACAGCACCAAAUCAAGAUGGAGGCUUUCCCUUUGAAUCCCAUUUCAGCAACAGCUAGACACUGUCGAAGUCGGAGAGUAAGCCACUUUUUUAGUAGCAAGUUCCAUCGCAGCCCGAAUAGCACAGCCUUUCAAACUCGAGAAAGCCAUCUUCGAACGAGGAAGAUUACUGCUUUUGCUUCUUUCAC